CGCAUCAUCAACGUGUGGCAAAUGUGAUUGGACUGACGACGACGAUGUUUAACAUCGCCAAGACUGCGUUUAGAAACAAAAACUCCUCUCUAUCUUCGCUCCUCUACUCUCCUCAGUUUCGCUCAGUCUCCAGGGAAAGUAAAUUAGUUAAGCCCGAGAGAAUGGUUGAGAAAGAAGACAAGAAAGUAACUCGUGUUCUGUUUUGCGGCCCUCACUUUCCUGAUUCUUACAAUUUCACUAGAGAUUACUUGCAACCUUACCCUUUUAUUCAGGCAGAUGUUGCCCAUCUCCGUGAUGUUCCUGAGGUUAUAAAGAACUAUCAUAUAUGUGUGACUAUGUUGAUGCAAAUGGAUUCGUAUGUUAUCUCUCGUGCCACCAACAUGAAGCUUCUUAUGCAGUUCGGUGUUGGUCUCGACGGUGUUGACAUUGAUGCUGCUACUAAACAUGGGAUCAAGGUCGCUAGAAUCCCCAGUGAGGGUAACGGAAACGCAGUCUCUUGUUCUGAAAUGGCUAUUUAUCUAAUGCUUGGCCUUCUUAAGAAACAGAACGAAAUGCAGGUGUCUGUACAAAGUAGACUACUUGGACAGCCAACUGGUGGAACUCUUCUCGGUAAAACUGUGUUUAUCUUGGGAUAUGGUAACAUUGGAAUAGAGCUAGCUAAACGGUUGAAGCCGUUUGGGUCGAGAGUCAUAGCUACAAAAAGAAGCUGGCCACUUUCCAGUAUGGAUUCAGAAUCCAAUCUAGUUGAUGAGAAAGGUAGCCAUGAUGACAUUUACACAUUCGCUAGCAAAGCAGAUAUAGUCGUUGUGUGCUUAAGGCUUAGCAAAGAAACGGCUGAAAUCGUGAACAAGAACUUCAUAUCUUCAAUGAAAAAGGGUGCUCUUCUUGUAAAUAUUGCUAGAGGCGGUCUGGUAAACUAUGAAUCAGCUUACCAGAGUCUGGAGUCCGGUCACCUGGGAGGCCUAGGGACUGACGUGGCGUGGUCUGAACCCUUUGAUCCAAACGAUCCGAUUUUGAAGUUUAAAAACGUUAUCAUGACCCCUCAUGUCGCUGGAGUUACAGAGUUUUCAUAUAGGUCCAUGGCCAAGGUUGUCGGAGAUGUAGCUCUACAGUUGCAUGGAGGACUUCCUCUCACCGGAAUCGAAAUUGUUAACUGAUGAGAUAGCUUGACAAAGAACCAUGUUUAGGUUACUUUGUAUUUAUUUAGCAUUGUCUCAUUCUAUUUUACUCUGAGUUUUGAAUACAAACAAGUUGUUGUGACUAGUCUAUUGACUCAAUAAACCUACACUGUAAUCUUUCCGGUUCUGUCUAGAGAGUUGCAGACGCAUGGAUCAGCGUCUUCAAGCUUUCUCACGACCUCUCUCAUGUUUGGUCUGAGACUAGGGAGCUUUGUAGUGCAGAGAAGACCCAUUUUCAGAACCUUAAUC
This is a messenger RNA of Eruca vesicaria subsp. sativa (arugula), 1427 nucleotides long. The record is from the annotation of a GenBank genome assembly. NCBI's taxonomy places the organism in Eukaryota, Viridiplantae, Streptophyta, Magnoliopsida, Brassicales, Brassicaceae.